AUGGGCUGGGAAACGCCGCUGAGGAACAGCCCCAGCCCUCCCAACAGCACCGGAGGCACGAUUGACAGCGAUAGCUGGGAUCCCCGGUUCAAUGAUAUCCCCUCUUCUGUUUCCCUGCCUGUCAAGAACAGAAAGAACUUUAGUCAGCUCAAGCGAGCGAAACCGUACAGUUCCCUGUUCCAGCGGGCAAAACCUGGCAACUUCUUGCCGGAGCGGAAGCAAAUUGAUAAGAUCAGGAAGAAGAAAAAGCUGAAGAGGAGAGAGACAGAGGUGUCUGCAGGGGAGGACUAUGAGGAGAAGCUGCUGGAGCUGGAGGCAGAGGACUCUUACGUAGAGACACCGAUGAGCCCCUCAUCUGAGGGUGACCCUCAGUCUGCGACCGAGCACUGCUCGGUUUGGGACUCUGACACACCAUCCAGUGUCUCCUACCCUGCCGUGACAGCCGAGCAGACGGUGGAGAUCCAGAGCGUGGGCAAACGAACGGUCAUUCGGCAGGGGAAGCAGGUGGUCUUUCGGGAUGAGGAUGGCACUGGUGACGAUGAGGACAUCAUGGUGGAUUCAGAUGAUGACUCUUGGGACCUAGUGACUUGCUUCUGCAUGAAACCUUUCGCCGGGCGGCCGAUGAUCGAGUGCAACGAGUGCCACACCUGGAUCCACCUCUCCUGCGCCAAAAUCCGCAAGUCGAACGUCCCAGAGGUCUACAUAUGCCAGAAGUGCCGGGACUCCAAGUUUGACAUUCGUCGUUCGAACCGUUCCCGGACGGGCUCACGCAGGCGCUUUCUGGACUAGGGGAGGGAGGCACGUGCUGGUGCACUGCUUGGGGCGGGUGGGUGAACUGUGGGCGCCGGCCGAGAGGCCAGGGAGAGCUCCCCCGAACUGUUGCUGCUGGUCAGGCUGAAGGGCUGCCUGGCCAGCAGGGACACGGAAUUGCCAAGUUGUGGACAGCCGGAGCUGGAAGAGGCCGACUGGUCAGAACUGCUGCUAGAUAC
This is a messenger RNA of Cariama cristata (Red-legged seriema), 989 nucleotides long. It is a transcript of the gene PHF13, whose product is annotated as PHD finger protein 13. The transcript is spliced from 3 exons. Gene Ontology annotation, biological process: mitotic chromosome condensation. Lineage: Eukaryota; Metazoa; Chordata; Aves; Cariamiformes; Cariamidae. The record is from RefSeq and is a predicted model, not a curated record. Gene Ontology annotation, molecular function: chromatin binding. Bases 1 to 789 code for a protein of 262 amino acids.